Molecule: messenger RNA, 2832 nt
Organism: Aspergillus caelatus
Lineage: Eukaryota; Fungi; Ascomycota; Eurotiomycetes; Eurotiales; Aspergillaceae
Product: glycoside hydrolase family 55 protein
Exons: 2
Coding region: 334-2763 (809 amino acids)
Molecular function (GO): polygalacturonase activity
Source: RefSeq, a predicted model, not a curated record
CAGACUUGCAGCCCCAAGCUGCUCCACUUCCCUCCUUGGACGGCGAAUAGACUAGCGGUAUUCCGGAAUGUUUAGAAGUACCUCGAGCCCAGGCACAAUUGCCAUCAGUCUAGACCUUGCAUUCAAAUGGCCCCCGCUCGUCUGGUUUGUCGAAUGUUGACGGCCGAGAUUGUGACAGCCCAGAUGCGGCGGGUCAUACAUAUAUAGGAGACGCCAUGGCGCGUCUCAGCUGUAGGUCAAUUUUUGCACUUCGGGAUACUACACCCGUCCGUUCCUUUUUCUUUUCCUUUGAAUUGUCUGAUUUGUAGCCAUAGUAGUCAUUCGUUUCCGAGCAUGCGCGACUUCCUCUCCCUCGUCGGGCUGGCCAGCACAGUCGCCUUCUCUUCCGCUGCCGUCAUUCCUUCAACGCUCGCAGCAAUAUCGUCGUCCAUUGGCCAAGUGUCUCAGUUAACACCGACGGAGGUGACAUCCGCGGAAAUUCAAAGUAGCAGUGACAGUAUAAUUGUCGCAGCCAGCGGGUCAUGCACAGGCCCGAUUAAAAGCUCUCCUACACGCUACUGGCUCGCUGAUCAAGAUCACAGCGGAAAUGCUCGUGGUUAUGCCCCCAAUGUGAACAAUACGAACUAUCCUGUGUGGCGCAAUGUCCUGAAUUACGGUGUCAGCAAUGAUGGGUCUGGUAACCAGACAUCGACUUUACAACGCGCCAUCAACGAUAACGGUUCAGGUGGCAGUCGGAAAAGCAGCGGGGUCACUCGUUAUCCUGCAGAGGUCUUCCUCCCCGGAGGAACCUAUCAAUUGGGUAGUACACUCGAACUACGCGUGGGCACCAUUGUUACCGGAGACCCGCUAAAUCCUCCCGUGCUGAAGGCGGCGCCGAAUUUUGACGGGGAUACCUUGGUGAUGGGGUAUGAUUCGGGCAAUGGAAACCCGGAAACCAGUUUCAUGACCCUGAUGAGAAAUGUGGUGCUGGACACCACGGCUCUCAGUGCUGACACAAAGAUCACGGCGCUGCAGUGGGGUGUAGCGCAGGGCUCUGGCUUGACCAACGUCCAGAUUGACAUGCCGACCAGCUCCACGGGCCACACCGGCAUAUACAUCAAGGCUGGUUCGACAAUUGCCGUCACCGAUGUGCAAAUCACCGGCGGUGCUGUGGGUAUCAAGAACUCUAACCAACAAGUCAACUUCAAGAACAUCUCAUUUAAAUACUGCACGACGGCAUUCGAAGCAGCUGGUGGCCACACUGUUCUACUACAAGGAGCAACAUUUGACACCUGUGGCACCGGCAUCAAUAUGACUAGCAACAGUCUGGGUAGUCUCGUGCUGCUCGACUCAUCUUCUAUCAACUCUGGACCGGUCGUUAGAUUCCAUGACUCAUCCAACGACAGUGGGAACCGCAAUAGUCAGAUCCUGAUUCAGAACCUGUCGCAUGAUAACAGCAAUGCCAUCGCUGUUGAUAGCAAAGGCAGUGUCAAAAUGGGCGCUGUCUCGCACGUCGACACCUGGGUCUGGGGAAAUGUUACCCCCGGCCAGUACGAGAGCGGAACCAGCUUUAGUACCUCACGCCCGAACGUACUGCUUGCGAAUAACAAGUACUUCACCAGGGCGCAACCAACCUACGCCGAAUACAGUAGUAAUCAGAUCAUCAAUGUCAAGGCUGUAGACGGCUACUCUGUCAAGGGAGACGGUUCCACCGACGAUAGCGCGUCCCUGAACGCUAUUUUGGCGGACAAUGCAGCAAACUGUAAGAUUACCUAUUUUCCAUACGGCGUAUAUCUCGUCAAGGAUACACUUUUCAUUCCUCCAGGCUCUCGUAUCGUGGGCGAGGCCUGGGCAGUGAUUACCGGAGCGGGAGAUGCCUUCAAAAAUGCGGACAAUCCUAAGGCGGUUGUGCAGAUUGGAGAAGAGGGGGACGUGGGUGUGGCGGAAAUUCAAAACAUGAGAUUCAGUGUGGCCGAGAUUCUUCCGGGCGCGAAGAUUCUCGAGAUUAACAUGGCAGGCAGUGCACCCGGCGAUGUGGCAUUAUGGAACACGAUGGCCACCGUAGGAGGUACUGCAGAGACCACUAUUGCCAACAGCUGCACCAACCAGGAUACCUCUCAGUGUAUGGCGGCAUUCAUGGUCCUCCAUCUGACAAAGACCUCGUCCGCGUAUAUUGAGAAUUUCUGGGGCUGGACGGCUGAUCAUAACCUUGACGGUGGGCCCAUCACGAUCAUCUCCACGGGCCGUGGUAUUCUGGUCGAGGCCACCCAGGGAACCUGGCUUACUGGUACCGGGUCUGAGCAUAAUUGGUUGUAUAACUACAACCUCCAUAACGCACAGAAUGUCUACGCGGGCCUUCUUCAGUCGGAGUCCCCAUACAUGCAAGGGGAUGGAGCCACACAGGCUGCUCCUGCUCCAUGGACAGCUGAAUCCGAGUUCGGUGACCCAGACUUCGCUUGGUGCGACCAAGGUGACCAGAAGUGCCGUACCUCGCUUGCAACCAAUGUGGACGGUGGGUCGGAUAUCCUUCUGUAUAACUCCGCCGCAUGGGCAUUCUUCAACGGGCCCUGGGAUGGGACUUAUAGCCAUCAGUGCAACGGCUCGUGUCAAACCAACAUGAUGCGCGUAACAAACUCUCCCAACAACCUCGUGUGGUAUUCAAUCAGCACCCGGAAGACCGACGUCAUGGUACUGGACGAUGAAUCGAAUCCUAUCGAGUACAAUCAUCCUGGCGGAUGGGAAGCGAUUAUUCAGGCGUACCGACAAUUUGCUGGGACUCAGUAGGGGCUAUGCAUUGUAUAUAGUGUUUCAUGGUAGUGUAAUUAGAAGAUGAUUAAUUAUGUUUGGAGCUUC